GAAGCAUGAUUCGUUCCUAGGGUCUGGCUCCCUCGGUCCUGCUCUCCCCCCAGAACUUUCUGAGAAUGCUCCUGUCCUUCCUCCCUACUGCUGUCCUCCUCCUCCUCCUCCUCUUGGCGUCGGCAACCUCCUUUCCAAAGGAUCUCCUUCCCGGAAGCGUCGUCAGCUUGGCCGGCACAGCCCAGUGCCCUUAUUUCCGAGGUCUUCCAGGGGACAAUGACACCACCCAACUGGGCCUGGAUUUCCAAAGCAUGCUACGACUCAACCAAACACUUUUUAUUGCAGCCCGAGACCAUGUCUACGCCUUUGAUCUCCGAAGAGCCAAGGACGAUUUCUCUCCAAACAGGUAUCUCACAUGGAAGACCCAAGAUAUGGUCAACUGUGCUAUGAGAGGAAAGCUUCGGAAUGAAUGUUACAACUACAUCAAAGUCUUGGUUCUGAAGAACGACCAAAGCCUCUUAGCUUGUGGGACGAACGCGUUCAACCCCAUGUGUCGGACCUACAAGAUCAGCAGUCUGGAGCAGGAGGGCGAGGAACUGAACGGGCAGGCCAGGUGCCCCUUUGACGCAAAACAGACCAACGUUGCCCUCUUUGCAGAAGGGAACCUCUACUCUGCCACAGUGGCUGACUUCCAAGCCAGCGACACCGUGAUCUACCGAAGUUUGGGGGAACGCAGUCCAGUGCUCCGGACAGUCAAGUACGACUCCAAGUGGCUGCGAGAACCUCAUUUCUUGCAUGCCCUGGAGUAUGGGGAUUAUGUCUAUUUCUUCUUCCGAGAGAUCUCCAUGGAGUACACCACGCUUGGUCGGGUGAUCUUUUCCCGGGUGGGACGGGUGUGUAAAAACGACAUGGGUGGCUCCCCGAGAGUGCUGGAGAAAUACUGGACGUCGUUCCUCAAGGCCCGGCUCAACUGCUCCGUGCCUGGCGAUUCGUUCUUCUACUUUGAUGUCCUUCAAGCUGUGACGGACGUGACCCAGGUGAACGGGCGGCCCGCCAUCUUCGGGGUCUUCACCACCCAAUCCAACAGUAUCACAGGGUCCGCCGUCUGUGCCUUCUACAUGGAUGAAGUGGAGCGGGUGUUCAGAGGGAAAUUCAAGGAGCAGAAGAACGCAGAUUCUGCCUGGACCCCCAUCCCUGAGGACAAAGUGCCAAAGCCCAGGCCGGGUUGCUGUGCCGGCGUCGGCCAAGCCUCAAGUUACAAAACCUCCAAUGACUUCCCCGACGAGAUGCUAGGGUUCAUCAAGUCCUUCCCUCUGCUGGAUGAGGCCGUCCCCUCGGUAAUGGAGCGACCGUGGUUCUCCAAGACUUCCAGCAGGUACAAGCUGACCCAGCUGGCUGUAGACACAGCCGCCGGCCCUUUCCAGAAUUACACAGUCCUUUUCCUGGGCUCGGAAGACGGGACACUAUUGAAGGUUCUGGCCGGAACCCACGAGAACUCGACAGUGGAGACCCGGCUGCUGGAGGAGAUCUCGGUCUACAAUCCCGCCCGGUGUAACGUCAAAAAGGAAGAUCGUCGGAUUUUGGGAUUGGAGCUGGACAAAGCCAACCACGCGCUCUAUGUGGCCUUCUCCAGCUGCGUGGCACGAGUGCCGCUCAGCCGCUGCGCCACCUACGGAGCCUGCCGGAGGCGCUGCCUGGCUUCCCGCGACCCCUAUUGCGUCUGGCUGCGCACCGGAGCUUGUGUCCCUUUCAGCAACGAAAUCAGAAGUGGAUUUGAACAUGACGUUGAAAAUGCGGCUAAGUACGUGGGGAACUGCCAAGAUGUGGUAACGGCAACUGGGGACCACGACGGCACCAGUGACUCUGCGUAUGGAGUGCGGCAGGAAUCAGAGGGGAAGGAUGGCUCGAAGACCGUCCAUUUCACCUUCCUAAUCGGCUGCAUCUUCGUGGCCUUCGCCUUGGGGGCCUUCCUGUCAGGCCUCUUUGUCUCCUGCUACUGCAGCCAUGCUUUCCAGAAGGCCAAGCACGGCAACAAAGACCCCGAGGGCAGCAUCCAGCGCCCGCUCUCUCUCCGGAGCCUGGCCAAGAUGAACGGUCUCCUGGAGAACCAGGCCAAAGAGGGCUUGAUGGAAGCGACCGUGCCGAAGCUCUACACCACGCUGCUGCCGAACGAGAAGGAGAUGCCCAACAUGACAGCCAAAGCGGGGGUCAAGGAUCACCCGGAGCUCUCGGGUUUGCCCACGCCCGAAUCCACCCCCGAGCUGCCCAUGAAGAAUAUGAAAGCCAUCCGGAACCAGUGGGAGAAGAACCAGAAUUUCAACAAUGCCAAGGAAUCUCAAGGGAAGGCCCACUUGUUCCACACCCCGAUCUCCAGCAGCCACGCCUUGCCCUUCCCUAGCACCGUGGCCCUUCCCAGCAAUCUCCACGGCUACGAUGCGCCGUUCGCAGGCUAUGUGGACGAGAAGAAGAUCCCAAACUCGGAGCGUGUCCUAGUGCGCCACUCUCAGUGCUACUUGCCCAAAGGGGUGGAAGUCACCACUUUGGAAGAGCUCCUGAAGCACCUCCAUGAGAGCAGCAGCUCCCCGCCAAAGGUCCCUGGGCAUCUUCCGGCCACGGCUCCGCACUCUGGCCUGUCCUUCGCCAACCGGGUGCAGCCCAAGAUCCCGGAUGUCGAGAGCGCCCCCUAUUACAGCUCGUCCACUUUGCCCCGGGACAGCCUGCCUCGGCGGCUUGACGUCCCUCCAGAUCCACCUCCUCAAGCAUGCCUGGAGAAACCAGGCAGGCACCCCUCUCACAGACACUCGCUCUGCGUAGCCCCCAAGCUGGUGAACGUUGGCGGAGGCGGGAUGCUCGCGCGGCACCACAGCCUCAGCCAGUCGGGGCGGCAUCCGCCCGCACUUCUCACCCGCAUGCACUCCACGGGGACCUCGGUGCCGCAGGAGGGCCACAGCAUCUUCCUAGCCAGGCAGCACAGUUACGGCGACCAGGUCUCGUUGCCCAGCCAGGGAGGCAUCAAGCGAUCAGUCUCCAUGAUGAAACCAGGGGUGCCACCAGCGCCUUUGUUCAUGCCCUCUUCGCCUCCGGCCCAGACCUCAGGGCAGUUCAAUUACUGAGCCAUUUGGACAAGGGGCUAUUUCUCGCUCAGAGGCGUAGGAUCUCUCCUCCGCCUGCUCUUUCGGCCCUCCCAUCUUACCAUUUACCAACCAGAGGCAGCUGGAGAAAUGGUUUUCCCGGGGACUGUAAAUCCCAGCGUGCCUUGCGGUAGGGAGGGGCCUGCUUUGCGAACAGUGGGAGGAAGCGCUGGGCUUACUUUAUUCCCAGUGGAUGCCUCCUGUGAGCGGCAGCUGUCCCGAGGGCCAUGCAGAAUCCUGCCAAAGUCAUUCGGCUGCCACUUGGACACUGGGGGGCGGGCAGGGAAGCCUCUCGGGCAAGGCUGUGCAUGUGCCAACCUCAGUGAUCUUGCCCAUAAUUUUAGUUCUGCAAAUAAAGAGGGAGGGAAAGUAAGGCGGAGGCCAGGGGCAGCUGAAGAGCAGAGAGUGAACGAGUUUGGCCAGUCAGGGCAAGAGGCAGUAGGAAGCGGGGGAAGAGGCUACCGAGUUGUGCAAGACGCUUGCUCAGACACCUCCACGGGAUUGGGGCUCUUAAAUUUCUGUGCUUAAACUUUGCUUAGAACAGGAAAAUCACAAAAACCGAGUGCUGAGUCCCGCUUGUGGAUGCAGCGAUAGGGCCCUGUCCCAGGUUGGUUUACAUCUCCGCAGUUUCUACGGGCCGCCUGCUUUCACUUUGAGAGGCACGACUCCCAGAUCUUGUGAGCUUCGGCUGAGAUUCCUUCCUGAACUCCGCAGUGGCUCCCAGAGAGAGAACUCAACAUGCCGUGUGGCCUGGAGGACCCAGCUGGGAGUGGAACAAGUUGGCUUCUGGACCAGCGCACAGGCACCUUCGGGAAGGGGACUAGAACACAGCACGUUCACAGAGUUCCCCACCAGUGGAAAAGCGUGGCCCUUCCGUCCACGGUACGAGCACUUUUUUCCCCCUGAGGCCAGAAUAUGGCAUCUCUUUGGUGGCCAUCUUGGAAAUGCAAAGCACACUCCGAACAUUAGGAAAUGUUUGUGGAGAUGGCACACCAUCCAUGCCCAUCCUUGGCAGAAAGAAAGGGUUUCCAGAACACGAGGUCCUCGUCGUUUCUCCGGGCUUACAUCUUCAGCACCGUUCUCAGCCAAGGAGAACGUUGUGGCUAGUAGAUCGAGGAUGCUCCUUAUGGGGAGAAUAUAACACUGAGAAGCACCUGACAGGCCCUACAAAAACCAGGAGUUUCUACACCGUAUUUCUGUUCCCUGUAUCUGCUGUUUUAAAGACAGCGAGGAAAUACUGAAGGGCAUCUGUUUCGACGACAGCUGACUGUCCGGUUUGGCCCCAUCGCUGUCAGUCCUGGACAUUCUCCCCGGCCUUGCUGCAACUUGGCUGCUUUCCAGAAUUAUUUCAAGAUCUAAGGAACUGGGGUGGAUUGUCAAUGACUUCUUUGGCUCCAGCGGUAUUGGGGUUUUUUU
This is a messenger RNA of Eublepharis macularius, 4487 nucleotides long. It is a transcript of the gene SEMA6C, whose product is annotated as semaphorin 6C. Gene Ontology annotation, biological process: negative regulation of axon extension involved in axon guidance; semaphorin-plexin signaling pathway; neural crest cell migration. Bases 66 to 3053 code for a protein of 995 amino acids. The transcript has 17 exons. NCBI's taxonomy places the organism in Eukaryota, Metazoa, Chordata, Lepidosauria, Squamata, Eublepharidae. The record is from RefSeq and is a predicted model, not a curated record. Gene Ontology annotation, molecular function: chemorepellent activity; semaphorin receptor binding.